This is a messenger RNA of Scophthalmus maximus (turbot), 1677 nucleotides long. RefSeq lists its product as uncharacterized. The transcript has 12 exons. The record is from RefSeq and is a predicted model, not a curated record. Gene Ontology annotation, cellular component: precatalytic spliceosome. NCBI's taxonomy places the organism in Eukaryota, Metazoa, Chordata, Actinopteri, Pleuronectiformes, Scophthalmidae. Gene Ontology annotation, molecular function: single-stranded RNA binding; double-stranded RNA binding. Bases 178 to 1383 code for a protein of 401 amino acids.
UUAAACUGGCGAAAGCGCCGCCCGCCUCUUUACCCGACCCCGAGCCUGCUUUCAAUAGCUUCAGCUUUCGUUCGUUAGUUUCGGCAUUGUGUUAUCAUACGCACAACAAUCUUUUGACUUUGAACUCCGAGGAGCUCAUCGUUUUCAUUAAAAUAUCCCAGUGGAGAAGCUGAGGCGAUGGAGACGCAGUGCUUGGUGAACCAGGCUCCACCGAGGAAUGGGCCGCAGCUGGCUCAGAGGAGGAAGAGAAAGCAGCUGCAGUAUUCUGCUGAUAUAGUGUACUCAAAAGGGACGACACUCCAGACUUUGCCCUCUCUCAGCAAGCUGUUGAAGGGGGUCACAGAUUGUCUCAUUGGUCUUCAGUAUGUGUGGGAGUACCGCAGCCCCAGUAAAUCUGUCCCACCACACUACCAGUGCAAACUCUGUGCCGUGUACCGCCUGCAGCAUGAUAUGGUUGCACAUGUGAGAGGCUGGAAACAUAGCUUCAGAUACUUGAAAAAGGUUCACCCUGACAAGGUCACAUGUGAAGAGGAAGAUGCCAUCAGAGAUCCUUCUGUAAGGAAGACUAUUAAAGAGACUGCUGCUGAGGUGGAGAAAACAGAGGGAAGGGGACAACUCAAGGUGAUCCUGAAGGAGCCUUGUGAAGUACCAGCUUUCAAAGGACUCCGUACUGCUAUUCCUAAAGUUCAGCCUCCACUAGCUCCGGGGAUGGGUCCAAAGUCACUAUCCUUUGGUCCCAGGAUGUCUGACCCAAGGUUUCCAGGAGAGUUUCCUCUAGGCGGUCCACACCCUGACUACCAAGUGGAAGAUUAUGGGGACCCCAGUUUCGAAGGGUACCCGACUAGGCAAGAUUUCCCUGACUUUGAUGUUGAUCGGAGACCUUUCUCAGAUGGUAUGGGCCAUCACCCAGCUAGGAGUGGAGAUGGUUUUGGACCAGGUGGUGGAAGAGAUGGCUAUGGAAGGAGUGGACUGCUGGAGGAGAACCCAGGAAGAAGGUAUCCUGACGAGUACCGAGUUGGCCAAAUGGGGGGCAGCUCAAUGAACAGACCGAUGGACAAGCCCCUGGACAGGCCAGGCUUGAUGGGAGCAGCUCCAGAAGGCAGCAACCCUCCGAAUGCAUUGCUCACCUACCUGGAUACGUUCCGGAUAGAGAAUGAGAGCGACGCACAGCUGGUGCUGAAGGUGACACAGAAACUGACAGACGUGCUGAUGGAGUACAGACUGAGGAGCGUAUCAGCGGGUUCUAGUAUGAACAGUUUGUCGAUGAGCACUCCAAGUUUCUCCUCUACACCAUCCAGAUUGUCCAGUAGUACUGACCGAUACUCAAGUAGUCUUUCAGGCCCAUCCAGGUACUCUGAUAUUCAACCCAGGUAUUACAAAUAAUGAUCAGAAGAUGUGACGCCUCAAGCUUCUCAACUCUGUCCCAUGUCUGCAGUAGUCAUGACAUCCAAGAGUUGUUGAUUUCUUAUGCUCUAAGGCAUAUUUUUUUUGUUUCAAAUUUUUUUAGAAUAUGGAAUGUUUUCCUGUUGCCCGAUUUCCUCAGUUUUUAAGUGAUCAUUUCAGUGUAUGACCAGUGUUCAUUUCCCAAAAUCCCGUUCUUAUUAAAGUAAUGGAGAGAAGUGUUUUGAAAUUUGAAGUUUGUUCAUUCCCAACACUAAUUAAACUAUUUCCUUUGAA